ACCAGAAGUAUUCGCAGCCAAGUGGGAUCCAAGGAGGAUGUUGAUUUUAAUGAGAAAACAAUCCCCGAGAAAUCCUUAGACCAACUCCUCAUGCGGCUCAUCGCCCAAUCAACUACUGCCACACCAAGUAAAGAAGACCAAAAGAAAUUCGCAGCGUCAUACCAGAAGAUCAUAGAGGAAACUGCCAAGAAGCUUAAAGCAAAAAUACAUGGCAGCUCAGAUCAGCAGAUACAUGGCGUCUCAGAUCAGCAGGUGCCCGAUUAUGAAGACAUCCUACAGGAGGUGUUCCCGGAGCCAACCACCGCGGCCGCUACCAAUGGCCAUACAAAUACAAUUAGUACUACUAGCACACCCGUCGAGGGACAAAUAAUUGAAAUUAUAGAAGGGGUUAAAGAAAUGCUACGUGACUUGAAGAAGCUAGACAACUACUCUGGCGGAGUGAGCAGUGAACCUGCAGCCCAAGGCUCGGAAGCUGAUUUUGGAAAAUCCGCAGAGGAGAAGAGUUUUCACGAUAAAACAGAGGAGAAGAUACUAGAAAUCAAGUACAAGAUUUUAGCUCAGCUGAUGAUAAGAGGAAUCGUGGACAAGAUUCAAGAACAAUUAGGAGGUAAUACUAAAAGGAUCCUGAUCAUCCUCAAAACCGAUGAUAACAAGCAUGUAGCAGUAUGGGAAGAGACCAUGAAGAUUCUAUGCCGGCUGGGGUGCAACACCAUCGCUGGUGCUAUGAUUGUGGCCACAAAAACAACUCAGCAUCAGAAUAAGGAAGAUUUUUGCUACCCUCGGUUGGAGGUUCUAGAAUAUCCUCUUGUUGGGCGCUACCUCGACACCAUUCUCGAGAGCACAAAAGAGCCCCUGCGUGAAGAAGACAGCCGACAGAUUCUUCUUCGGAGCAUCUUGUACGAGUGUGAGCCAGACGAGUUCUCCAUGAAGCUCUUCGUUCACACAUUCCACGCUAAACCAAAGCGGAGCAAUGAAGAGCUGCGUAAGUUACUCAACAACUUGCGUGCCACGCAAAAUUCAUCGCCCGACAUUGCUGCGAAGAUGUUCAACUUCUCUUACAAGGAUCUACCUAAAGGGUACAGGUCCUGCUUGUUGUACCUUGCUAUCUUCCCUGCUGAAACAGAGGUCAGGGUGUCAACCUUGGUAGGGCGAUGGGUUGCAGAAGGGCUGAUAACCACGACAGAUUGGAGUUGGUCCAGUUCAGUAAAAGAAGCCUUGAAAUGCUUUGUGGCGCUAAUUAACCAGGGCCUUCUUUCUCCUGAUUCCAUCGGUGCUACUGGAAAUGUCAAGAGCUGCCGUGUGAAACAACCAGUUCAUGGAUUCAUUGACAAGAUUGCGAGGAAACAGCGCAUUCUGGAGAAACGCCUGUCAAGUCGCUGGGCUCGUCACUUCUCUAUUUUCAGCGAUGUGCGUCUCCGCAGUUCCCAGAAAGUGGAGGAUUUCUUGAAAAACAUACCCAAGUCAUCUCAGUUCUCCAAGAUCAAGGUGCUAGAUCUGGAACAAUGUAAUUGUUUCAAGGGGAACCGGCGGUACCUGAGGGACAUAUGCAGUAAGAUACUAAUGCUCAAGUAUCUAAGCCUAAGGAACACAGAUGCGAACCACCUACCCAAAGCAAUCAACAAUCUUCAUGAGCUGGAGGUACUAGAUAUCCGGGAGACUGAGAUUCCUAUGCAUGCAACAAGAAAGAUCCUGCUUCGAAAGCUGAAGCGUGUGUUGGGUGGUUCAAGGCAUACCCAAUUUUCCAGCAUCCAUAUCCCUGAGAAGAUCGACAAAAUGGAGGGUAUGGAGGUACUAUCCAACGUGCAGCCACGGAACCAUCGUGAUCUGGACCACAUUGCAGGUCGGUUUACGCUGAAGAAGCUUGGCGUGGUUAUCAGAAAGGAGAGUCACCUCGGGGCAUUGCUUGUAGCAACCAAGGACCUGAAAAGGAGCCUCCGAUCUCUGACAAUUACUCUCAACAUGCUCACUCCCCCAACUGAUCAAUGCUUCAAGGAUAAAAGCACAACAGAGUGGGACCCAAAGGAUAGUCAUCUUGUGAGCCUAAGUAUCAUGGGAAGUACACAAAAGAAGGAGCUUCUUACAUGGUUUUCCACGAUAGCCAUCAAAGUUGCCAAGGUAACCAUAAGUGGCAGUUUCAGGCAGGACGAUAUGAAUACCCUUGCUGUGUUUCCCAGCCUAAGUUGUGUCAGGCUUCGGCGCAUUCAUGACCAGACCAGCCACGAGCUAGUCUUUGUGGCGGGAUUCAAGAGUCUCUCCACCUUUAUCGUUGAGGACACCAACAUAGCUAAAAUUAUAUUCGAAGACCGAGAUGCUAGUAAGCGUAUGAAGAUGGUGGGACUGAAGGAGCUUGAUGAGGAUGGUGUAGCCGUCCCUAAAGAGGUGGAACAAGACAUCAACAAGAAUGGAGACCAAUCAGCAGGAGGGACGGACAGCGCCGCCAUGGCAAGAUGCCCGUCCUUAUGGAAGGCUAAGAGCUGGCUCUGGAGGAACUGACAGCCAUCCCUUCACUUCAUGGUCAAUUCCUCCUCCCUCCUACCCAUGGUUUGGUUCCACUCGUGUGUGCUAAUAAUUGUGUGUUUGUGUCUGCUCUGCUACUCUACAGAUUGAUAGUUGUGUGUGUGUAUGUGUGUCCAGUUA
Messenger RNA from Lolium rigidum, 2637 nucleotides. RefSeq names its product disease resistance protein Pik-2-like. The coding region runs from base 91 to 2493 and encodes 800 amino acids. The transcript has a single exon. Lineage: Eukaryota; Viridiplantae; Streptophyta; Magnoliopsida; Poales; Poaceae. Gene Ontology annotation, biological process: defense response to other organism. The record is from RefSeq and is a predicted model, not a curated record.